Sporisorium graminicola is the source of this 5160-nucleotide messenger RNA. RefSeq lists its product as uncharacterized. Gene Ontology annotation, biological process: mismatch repair. Gene Ontology annotation, molecular function: ATP binding; mismatched DNA binding; ATP-dependent DNA damage sensor activity. The record is from RefSeq and is a predicted model, not a curated record. Gene Ontology annotation, cellular component: MutSalpha complex; nucleus. NCBI's taxonomy places the organism in Eukaryota, Fungi, Basidiomycota, Ustilaginomycetes, Ustilaginales, Ustilaginaceae. The transcript is spliced from 3 exons. Bases 1 to 5160 code for a protein of 1719 amino acids.
AUGCCUAGCAAGCCAUCUUCCGCGACCAAGCAGUCGACGCUGCUUGGCUUCUUCUCCAAGGCUCCUGCGCCUCAGGGACCAGCUUCCGCAUCACCAGCAUCCCAGCAGAAGGCGGCUGCAAAGCCCCCUUCCGCACAGACGGCUCAGCCGAAGACGAAUGGAAAAGACGCGUCCAAGUCGUCGCCGAAGAUGGCCAAAGCUCAGCCUCUCGAGACGCCUCCACCAAGCGAGUCCAGAUCGAGCACUCGCGCUUCUCGACAACCACCAAGUGAUGCCACUGAAAGCGAGGCUGCUCGACCACCCUCAUCUUCCCCCACUUUUCAUUGCUCGAGCUCCCUGUCCACCGACAGCCUUAUCCCCACCACACAAGCUGCUCCAAGACCACCACACAAGUCUUCCGACUCGGACGACCUCACGCCGCCCCCGAGCAGCGACAUUGACAACAUGGAUGUCGACGAGUACGACGAAGACACCGAGCAGCCGCUCUUCCGUCGCCGGGCUGCAGCCAAACGGCCCGUGACGUACGCAGAAUCCGACUCGGAGGGCGGCGCCGCCGUCGACACGGACAGCGAAGACGAGCUGCCCCGAUCCGCCAAGAGCCGCAAGGCCAGUGCAGCCAAGCGAGCUCGCAAGACGCGCGACGAGGAUGACUUCAUCGUUCCUGACGAUCACGACGAGGACGAGGAAGAGCUACCCUUGGACGCAGCUAAUGCAUCCGAAGACGAUGACAACGGCGACGCUGCCCUUGCCAGCGAACCUGGCAGCGAUGCAGACGAUGACGGCAAACCAUCGAAACGCGGAAAGACCAGCGCAAACAACAAAAAGGCACCCGCCACCUCUUUCUCCCGAUCCAUCGGCUCCAACUCAACACUCAACUCGUUCCAGCUGGGCAGAAUCUCGUCUGCGUCAGCAUCGCCCAGCUCUUUUCUGCACGUCGGCGCCAGCAAUGGCACUGCCCGCGCCGGCCCUUCCGCUGCCUCCCUCUCCCACCUCACCAAAGCAGAACGCCGAGUCAUCGAAGAGAAGCGCAAGAAGGCCGAGAACGAAGAGGCGUACAGCUUCCUGCUCGAUUUGCGCGACAAGGACGGCAACCGUCCUGGCGACGUCGAAUAUGACUCGCGCACCGUCUACAUUCCCAGGUCGGCCUGGAAGGACUUCACGCCCUUCGAGAGGCAAUUCUGGGAGAUCAAGCAGAACCAUUGGGACACGGUGCUUUUCUUCCAAAAGGGCAAAUUCUAUGAGCUCUACGAGGAAGACGCGCUGAUCGGCCAUCGCGAGUUCGACCUCAAGCUCACCGACAGAGUCAAGAUGAAGAUGGUUGGCGUGCCUGAAUCUUCGUUCGACAUCUUCGCCGCUAAGUUCCUCGCUCUCGGAUACAAGGUCGGCCGCGUCGACCAGACCGAGACUGCCGUGGCCAAGGGCAUGCGCGUGGGCGAACGUUCCCGGGGUGGUGGCUCCGAGAUUGUCAACCGCGAGCUCCGACACGUGUUGACCAGCGGCACCAUCGUCGACGCUGCCUCGCUGCCCGACGACCUCAACAGCUACUGCGUGUCGAUCAAGGAAUCCGCUACGCCUGGCCGCAACGGUCCCAUUUUUGGCGUGUGUACGCUCGACGCUGCCACCGCCGAGUUCAACUUGACCGAGUUUGAGGACGACGAGUCGAGGACUAGGCUCGAGACCUUGCUCCGUUCGCUUCGUCUCAAGGAGGUCCUCCACGAGAAGGGAGGGCUUUCGGCCCCAACGCUGCGCGUCCUGCGCAGCACCGUUCCCAGCACGGCGCAGACCACCAUGCUCAAGCCUGGUGUCGAGUUCUUGGAGCCCGAGAGCACACUGCGCAAGCUCAACGCCCUCUUCAAUCCCAACGUGGACGCCGAAGCUUGUCUUGAUUCGCUCGAUCCCGUCGACCCAGCCUUACUGCCCGAGGGCAUCACAUCCAUGGUGGAUCGAGCCUGCGCCAUGUCGGCGCUUGGCGGCAUGCUGUGCUACCUGGCCCAACUCAACCUCGACCGCGAUCUGUGCUCCAGCCGCAACUUCAACAUCUUUGACCCGCUGCGCCAAGACAAGUGCCUCGUGCUCGAUGCGCAGUCGCUCACCCACCUCAACGUGCUGCAGAACGACGAGGGUACGGACGAGGGCACACUCCACCGCCUGCUCAACCGCUGCGUGACCCCCUCUGGAAAGCGUCUCUUCAAACUCUGGCUUGUCGCCCCGCUUGCGACCGCCGACACCAUUCGAGCGCGCCAGGACGCAGUCGAAGACCUGCUCAAGAACCCAUGCUUUGGCGACGAGUUCGAGACGUUCGGCAAAGCCGUCCCUGACAUCGAGCGCAUCGUGCCGCGCGUCCGUGCUGGCAAGUGCCGUCCUCGCGACUUCACCGCAGUGCUCAAGUCGCUGGCCCGCUUCGAAAAGGCGGUCAAGCAGCUUCGUUCUCAGUGCCAAAGCUUCGAGACCGCGGUGAUCGAUACUCUGCUGCAGUCCAUCCCGCCCGUGUCUACGAUGGCGCGCGAAUUGCAGUCGAGCUUCAGGGUCACCGAGGAUGGCUCGUUCCAUCCCAUCGAGGGCGCCUUCGAACCGUACGACCGUGCCGAGACCGCCAUCGCCGAGGUCGAGGCACAGCUCGAGCACGAGAUCGAGACGUACCGCAAGCAGCUCAAGCUCAAUGCCUCCAAGUGUGCCUGGAAGCAUCUCGGCACCAAGGACAUCUUCCAGAUUGAGGUGCCCGUCGCCGUCAAAGUGCCCAGCAACUGGACCAAGCUUAGCGGCACCAAGGACCGAAACCGCUGGUAUUCGCCCAAGGUGCGCGAUCUCGUCCAAGACAUCAAGGAGGCACGCGAGACUCGGCUUGCCGCACUCAAGCAGUUCCACCAGAGCCUGUUUGCCAGCUUUGCCGACCAGAGCGAUGUGUUCCUCCAGGCUGUCAAGACGUUGGCCGAAAUCGACUGCCUGCUCUCGCUGGCCAAGGCGUCGUACGCGAUCGGCGAGCCCUCGUGCCGACCCGAGCUGGUCGAGCACGAGACGGCGCUGCUCGAGUUCGAAGAGCUGCGUCACCCGUGCAUCGCUGGCGACAAUGUCGAGUUCAUUCCCAACGACAUCCGACUCGGCGGUGAGAGUGACGAGGUGGUCAUCUUGACGGGCGGAAACAUGGCGGGUAAGAGCACUACCGCACGCACCAGCGCGACGGCCGUGAUUCUUGCUCAGCUGGGCUGUCGAGUGCCGGCUUCACGCGCACGCCUCUCGCCCGUGGACCGCAUCGCCUCGCGCAUGGGUGCCAACGACCAAAUCUUCCGCAACAACAGUACGUUCAUGGUCGAGAUGCUCGAGGCUUCGCGCAUCAUCAGCGAGUGUACGCCGCGCUCGCUCGUCAUCAUGGAUGAGCUGGGACGAGGGACUAGCACGUUUGAUGGGCAGGCGAUCGCGUUUGCUGUGCUGCAUCACCUGGUCAGCCGCACGCGGUGCUUGACCUUCUUCCUGACCCACUACACCAACUUGGCGUACGACUUCAACUCCUACUCGCGCGUCAGCAAUAAGCACAUGCAGGUGCUGGUCGACGAUGGCAAGCGCGAGGUCAUUUUCACAUACCGUCUCGUGGAUGGCAUCGCCGAGUCUUCAUACGGUACGCAGGUGGCCGCGCUGGCCGGCGUGCCGCACGAGAUCUGCGAUCGCGCCGCUGCCGUUUCAAAGCAGUUUGCGGAAGCCACCAAGGCGAGCCAGGCCGAGAAGAACAAGAGCGCGAUCCCUCUCGCCCUGCUGAGCGACUUUGUGCACCUCUUCAAGCUGGCCGGGGAGCCGACGCCCGCUUCCAGCGACCGCAAUGCCGAAGCCAAAGCGCUGACCACGCUCUCGCAGCUCGACAUCAUUCGCUCUCAAGUAGCUGCUCUGGCUCAAGCAGGAUCUGCCGCCAAGUCACUCCCUAGCCCACUUCCAACUUUGACCUCUGUCGACUCAGAGGACGAGAUGGCGGUUGACGAUCAGCAAGACGAGCCCGCCCGCCUGCUUCCGCCGGCGGUAAAAAAGAUCACCACGUACGCUGGACGCAGUCGGCGCGCCGUGACGGAGGAUGUCGAGCAGCAGCCUCUUUGCUUUUCGAGUCGGGAGGACGAGGACGACGAGGAGGCGAUGCCGAAAGCUGCCAGCAGUCCGAUUCUGUCGUCGGUGCAUACUCCGCUCUUCCCCACGAUGCGUCAUUCGAAGCCAUCAGCACGCAAGACGCAAUCGAAAGCAGUGAAAGCAGCGACACCCGCACUUGCACGAGAGCCGGAACAACUCAUCUUGGACUUGGGACAGCGGAUCCGGAUCCGUUGCAACGAAUGCGAUAUGCAGUACGACACGUCCUCGGCGGAAGACUGCACGCUGCAUGCGCGUCAUCACGAACGCACAGUGAAAGGUCUCGACUGGAGCGCCAAAGCGUUGACCGUGUCAGGCGAGAUGGCGUCGCAGCUCACGUUGUCGAGACGCAGGGGACGCGGCAAAGCAGUGCUAAGCGGUAAGCAGAGUGCCGCGGGCAGUGGUAGCGAGGCUGGCCAACCAGAGUCGAUCGUGAUCCGAUGCUACGACAUGGCGGCGUUGAAGGACGCCACAGCGACGAGGAAGAUCAACGAGCUGCUGCAGACGGUGGAUGACGCGCUGGGGGCUGCUCCGGUCAGUGUUUCGGAGAUUCAAGGAUGCAAAGUUCUCGUCGCGAUUUGCGCUGGUCGAGCAGCCGGUGCGGCUGUCGUCGGGCGCAUUCCCGCGGGUCACGCGCGGGAAGUGCUUCCCUCGAGCGGCAACAAGGAGAACGAUGCCGUUGAUGCCAGUUCGGCCGUCGACGAUGCCGGAGCAGCAGCCUCCAAGCUGCGUGCUACCACCGUGUGGAACGACGCCGGCGACGCCAUCUUUGUCUCUGACGCCUUACCCUCGUCCAAGACACCACCCAUAGGGGUGUUCCGCAUCCACGUCAUCCCUGGCUGGAGACGCACGGGCAUGGCGAGUGCUCUGCUGGAUGCAGCGGCGGACAACAGCGUGUAUGGAUUCGAUCUGGAUGGGCUCGUCAAGACGUACGGAAGCAGAGCGAGGUCGGUUGCGUUUAGCCAGCCGACGGAGGCCGGAAGGAAGCUGGCAGAGGCAUGGAUCCGUAAGGACGCGACGAAUGCUGCGGCACGACUCGUCGUGUUCGAAGCUUGA